Scaptodrosophila lebanonensis is the source of this 650-nucleotide messenger RNA. RefSeq lists its product as uncharacterized. The coding region runs from base 42 to 545 and encodes 167 amino acids. Lineage: Eukaryota; Metazoa; Arthropoda; Insecta; Diptera; Drosophilidae. The record is from RefSeq and is a predicted model, not a curated record. The transcript is spliced from 3 exons.
CACGGGCUCUGUGGAUUGUUUGGACUAGACACGCUAUAAAAAUGCCGUACUGCUCGACUAUAUUUUUAAUCGCGCACUAUCGACACCCCAGUAUGUGGAAGCUCCCGCUUUUUAUUGGCCUGCUUUGCAGCAUAUGCCUGUCGACUCAAGCUACACCGUCAGACUGUUCUGACAACUGCCUUUUGCGAUUCCGUUGCAAUCCGUACUACAAGGACUAUGUGUGGAGCAUUGUGGACGAGAAGUGUCGUGUAUUCCAGAAUGGCUGCAUCUUUGCCUCCGAAAAUUGCACACGUGUGAACCGCUGCCUGCCUGAAAUGGUGGCCACCACCCAGGAACAAUGUCAGGAGCGUUGCAGUGACAUCUGUACGUUCAUAUAUCAGCCAGUGUGUGCCGCAUUCCCUUAUACGAAUGAUACUGAAGGCAGCUCUGAUAUUCGCUACCGCACUUUUUCAAACCGCUGCGUAUUGGACAGCUAUGCAUGUAAAAGGGGACACGCUUAUGUGGGAGAACCUCAAGCUGGCGCCUGCAAUGCAACUACUGUUUGAUGUCAUUUAAAAUCUACUUUUCAUGCCUAGACUAAGCCUUCAUUGAAUUUAUUUUUAAUUAAAUAUUCAGACUAAUAUUAAUGCUCUGCAAAAAUGAAAACUAAA